Messenger RNA from Podarcis muralis (Common wall lizard), 1347 nucleotides. Its product is annotated as non-structural maintenance of chromosomes element 3 homolog. Gene Ontology annotation, cellular component: nucleus. Lineage: Eukaryota; Metazoa; Chordata; Lepidosauria; Squamata; Lacertidae. The record is from RefSeq and is a predicted model, not a curated record.
GUCUGACCCCAUGCAAUGCAGGAAUCUCAGCUAAAGCAACCAUGCCAGAGGGCCACCCAAUCUCUUCAGCUGCAAAGAAGCGGCCCAUUCACUCUUUCGCAAGCAAAUACAACUCUUGUCGGAGAGAUGUCCCACAGCAAACGUAGCAGCAAGGGAGCCGGCCCUUCUCAGGCACAGCACACGGGUUCAGAUGAUGAAGGCGGCACACUGAGUCUAACGAUGACACCCAGCCAGCUGCGGAAUACCUUGGAGCGACGCCCACGGAGUCAAGUGGAACUCAAAGCACAAGAGCUCGUGCAGUUUAUUCUGUUCAAAGACCAAAAGAAGAUCCCAGUUAAAAGGGCAGAUGUUCUGAAACAUGUUAUCAAAGACUAUAAAGAUGUCUUUCCUGUGAUCAUCAGACGUGCCAGUGGGAUCUUUCAGCUGGUAUUUGGACUGGAGUUGGUGGAACUUGACUCCAGAAAUCCCACAUACAUCUUGAUCAAUAGAUUGCCACCACUGGAACAGAGCUUGGAAGACGAUGACAUCAUCUGCAAGAUGGGGCUCCUCCUUGCCAUUCUCAGCCUGAUAUUCAUGAAGGGCAACGUGGCUAAAGAAUCUGCGGUUUGGGAGCUGCUGAAGAGGCUGCGAAUUGACAGCCUUAGGGGAAGAUGCAAGGCAUUUGGUGAUGUGAAGAAGCUCGUGACAGAGGAAUUUGUCAAGCAAAAGUACCUGGAAUAUACUCGCCUCCCACACACUGAUCCACCUGAGUUUGAGUUCAGAUGGGGACCACGGGCUGUUAGAGAAACUUCCAAGAAGGAGGUGUUACAGUUUGUUGCUAAGAUACAGAAAAGGGACCCAAAAUCCUGGAUGAGCCAUUACCAGGAGGCUGAAAUAGAGGCUAAUGCUGCAAGAAGAAAAUAGCUGUUACGGCGUUGGAUUACAGGGAGUCGUUGGAACCCCCAACUGGAAGUGGGUCUGCAGCCUUCUAUGAGUACUUUGAGGGGAGAAGUGCUUUGAGGUUCAUUUUAUAGGGCUUGGCUCCAUAUAAAGCCGUCUGCAGCUUGGUAGGUUUCCUCCAAAUGGAGGAAAGAUUCCGUAAUACACUUGGGUCUCUUAAUCCUUCAGUCCGAUAAGAUUUAUCCGUAAAGAACAUGUCUGAUUGAUGAUUAAGUUCAACGUCUUUGUGAUAAAUUUUUUUUAAAAAAUUGUAUGGUUUUAUAUUGGUCAGGAGAAUAUGGAUCAGAGAUAAAAGUUAUACUCAGAUAUAGAAUGUUUCUUUAUUUAACUGCCUCUGUAAUAUGGAUAACACACAUUGUAAAGAGUGUUUUUUUCAUUAAAACAAAAUAAAAAUAUAGGGCACAUCCA